This is a messenger RNA of Phoenix dactylifera (date palm), 2289 nucleotides long. The record is from RefSeq and is a predicted model, not a curated record. NCBI's taxonomy places the organism in Eukaryota, Viridiplantae, Streptophyta, Magnoliopsida, Arecales, Arecaceae.
UAGCUUUAAUUCAAGAAAGGUUAUGACAACAACUGAUCUAGCAUAGACCAGAUGCAUUCCUGGUAAUUUGUACUCCAGCAAAGGAUAUAGCAGCCAUGUGCACUGUAUGGGCAUUUAAAAUAUUUUUAAAUUCCAGACAAAGCUGUACAAGAAAGAAGGUCGGCAUCCAAGCCAACCUUCUCUUUAUAAAAGGCCCAGCAUGCACCAGAAAUGAGACAUAGAUCCAACUUAUCUGUGGCUUCCUUAUUUCUUUCAGAUCAUCCAAUAUGAUUUCUCUGGCGACAGUAUAUCAUGUUCUGGUAGCAACAGUGCCGCUGUAUGCAGCCAUGAUCCUGGCCUAUCUUUCAAUAAAAUGGUGGAAGCUCUUCACACCUGACCAGUGCACGGGGAUAAACAAGUUUGUAGCCAAAUUUUCAGUCCCCCUACUGUCCUUCCAUGUGAUCUCCACCAACAAUCCCUACAAAAUGAACCUCAAACUUCUAGUAGCGGACUCGCUGCAAAAAAUACUUGCCCUCUUUGUAUUUGCAGUCCUAAGUAAAGCAUGCUUUAGAGGCAGCCUGGAUUGGCUAAUUACUGGGUUCUCUCUAUCCACACUACCCAACACAUUGAUUAUUGGGAUUCCCUUAUUAAAAGGUCUGUAUGGGGAUGAAGCUGCCAAACUCUUGGGUCAGAUCGUCGUCUUGCAGAGCUUAAUUUGGUAUACUCUUCUGUUAAUUCUCUUCGAGUUCAGGGCUGCUAAGGCAAUUGCAGCAAAUCCGACUGACAGGGAACUGGAAUCCUCUGAAGGAGUACGCCCCAGACCUGAAGAGGAUGAAGUAAAAUCCCUGUCCAUAAGAAAUAUCAGGAGUUUACUCAUUCUCUGGAUGGCGGGAAAGAAACUUAUGAUAAAUCCCAAUACUUACGCAAGUUUAGCAGGCUUUGUUUGGGCUUUAAUCAGCUUUAGGUGGAGAAUAGAGCUACCAUUAAUAAUUAGCAACUGCAUAUCAAUAUUAUCAGAUGGGGGACUUGGCAUGGCAAUGUUCAGCUUAGGCCUUUUCACGGCAUCGCAGUCUAGCAUCAUAGCCUGUGGGAUUCGGAUGAUGAUUUUAUCCAUGGGAUUAAGGUUCAUAAUUGGACCAGCCUUGAUAGCAAUCACUUCCUAUGCUAUUGGAAUGAGGGCAAAAUUGUUAAAAGUGGCAAUUGUUCAGGCAGCUCUUCCUCAAGGAAUAGUAACAUUUGUGUUUGCUAAAGAGUAUGGCGUGCAUCCAGAUAUCCUGAGCACUGGGGUUAUUGUUGGCAUGAUCAUAGCAGUACCAAUAGCACUCGCGUAUUACUUCAUUCUCGAUCCUAAUUAACUUCUUUAUAUGCUCAAGUUAUGGAGUUCCAUGCUCUUAUAAAAGGCGCAGAAGCAUAGCAUGAACUCUGGAUGGUGACAGCAGUGACCAAUAUUCUCAACCUUCUGAUUCAUAAAAUGAUAGUAAAAGUGUACAAUCACAGUAUGAUUAAGAGGUAAGGUGUUUCCGAAAAUUGCACCAAAGAUCUUUAUCUUGCUGCUCUACAGACACAAGAAUAUUCCACCUAGCCAAAUCCAUUUAGGGACCUGACCAGCAGUAUUUUCUAUGUGGUAUUAUGAGAUUUAUAAAUUGUUCCCACCAAGAAGGAAGGUGAUGCACAUUUGUUGCAGUGGAAUGAUAGAAUCAAAUUGGCUGUGUGUAGAAGAUCAAGACAAUGAAACAGGGACCAUUCUCUUGUACCUUCUAGCGUUGAAUUUCUUAUUAAUUUAACAGAAAGAGGAGGAGAGAACAGAAAAGAGUAGGAGAGAAACAGAGAACAAAGAAUUUAUGCAGAUAACAGGAUGCUGAACACACUAGGCAUUUGCCGGUUACACCAAUAUAUUGCUUAAUAUAAUAGGUAACAAUCUAGAAAUAAAAGGAUGGAUCCACCAAAAUAAGUAUUUCAGUAGACCUAAUAGAAAAGUUUCAUAAUCUAGAACUGCUAUGUUUCAUAAUCUAGAACUGCUAUUAGUUUCAGUAGUGCUACUGUUUUGUUCUGUUUGAAACAAAACAAAACAGCAGGAGACAAUUUCCAGAACCCAUUUCCCAUAGUAUACAGAAACGUUUGAUUUCUAAGAAAAUUAAACAAUACAAUAAUCUUAUUCAAAAGCAUCCAAGCUACACACACGUCAUGAAUUUUGAAAUAACCUCUGUUUCUUGGAAAAACAGAAGCUUUACAUGAGCCUUUUAAUUUGCAUGUGAACUAAUUCAUUGCAAUCAAUGACUACAAUAGGGUCACACCACUUGCAUCUACGGA